Molecule: messenger RNA, 399 nt
Organism: Talaromyces proteolyticus
Lineage: Eukaryota; Fungi; Ascomycota; Eurotiomycetes; Eurotiales; Trichocomaceae
Exons: 1
Coding region: 1-399 (132 amino acids)
Source: RefSeq, a predicted model, not a curated record
AUGAAGUCCUUCUCAGCCCUCACCCUUUUCCUCUCCACCUCGAUCCUCACCUCUCUGGCCUCUGCUACCCCCAUUGCAGCACCAGGAAACGGCGACGGGCAGCCCGCCCCUGUCUGCGGUACCUGCAAUCCUAUCUCUGGACAGAACUCCUGCGAUCCCACGACCUCAUGCAUCAACACUGGCACAAAUUUCCAUUGUGCGUGUCGUGCAGGAUACAAAGCUUCCAACGACAACGACAACUUCAACCAGCAAUUCAGACUGCAAAUGCCCAAUUAUGAAUUCCUGGUUUUCACGCCCCAAAAUGUUGUAUGCGAUACGCUGUGCGAUAACCCAUAUGGUGGUGUUGGGACUUUGUGCACCGAGGUGCCGCUUUAUACUGGAGACGGCUGUACCGCUUAG